Molecule: messenger RNA, 1215 nt
Organism: Cloeon dipterum
Lineage: Eukaryota; Metazoa; Arthropoda; Insecta; Ephemeroptera; Baetidae
Gene: tap
Product: Basic helix-loop-helix neural transcription factor tap
Exons: 2
Coding region: 159-965 (268 amino acids)
Biological process (GO): positive regulation of transcription by RNA polymerase II; sensory organ development; axon development
Cellular component (GO): nucleus
Molecular function (GO): DNA-binding transcription factor activity, RNA polymerase II-specific; protein dimerization activity; E-box binding
Source: RefSeq, a predicted model, not a curated record
CCUCCCCUAGACGGGGGUGGUUCUGGCACAGGCAGAAAAAUAUAUAAAUGCUCGGCGCACCACGAUUUCCAUAAUCAGUACAAUCGGGCCGCUGCGCAGGAAACAACCCUUGCUAAGAGAGGCGAGAGAGCGGAAGAUUGGAUUCGAGCUCGUUGCUAAUGGCGAUUUGGUCCAAGUCUGACAUUUCAGAGAUCAUGUCCAGCAGCAUGGACAGCCCGCUGAGCGCGUCGUACAGCAGUCCGGACCGCUCGAUGGCGUCGUUCAACGCGGACGACAGCAUCGACUCGGAGAACGACUUUGAUUUGAGCAUGUGUCCGCAGUCGACGCCGCGGCGGCCGCGGCCCCGCAGCAAGGGGCCUCGCAGCAGGGCCCAAACGCGCAGCCCGACGCAGGUGGUGCGGCUGAAGCGCGUGCGGCGCGUCAAGGCCAACGACCGCGAACGCAACCGCAUGCACCACCUUAACCACGCGCUGGACAAGUUGCGCUGCGUGCUGCCCACCGUACCCGAGGACACGAAGCUGACCAAAAUCGAGACGCUGCGUUUCGCACACAACUACAUCUGGGCUCUGUCGCAGACGCUGGGCAUUACGGACGUCGGCGCGCCGCCGCCCGGCACCGACUUCGAGUACAACAACAACGGUGGCGUCACCAUGAACAUGGGCACCGUCACCGUGUCCAUCGGGCCGAACGGCACCAACGCCAUCACGUCGACGGCCGGCAGUCUGGCCCAAGUGCGACGCACGCAGAUGGACACUCUGCUGGACAGCUGGGAGCGCGACUCGACCCUCAGCAGCAACUCGAGCUACCACGAAGGGCCGCGCUACCAGAUGGCCUCGCCCGAGCAGCAGCAACCGCACCAGCACGUGCACUACCCUGAGCCCAGCCCCUACCAGCACUGCAUGAUGCAGUACAACAGUAACAACAACAACAGCUACUGCAGCAGCGGCUAUGCUAGUUACUCGUGAUAAUCCUGAUUAUGUACAGCAGAUAUAAGUGCAAUUAAAUGUAUGCCCGUGUUUGAAUGUAAAUAAGAAUACUUGAAACAAAAUCUGACCAGAAAACUAUCACUUGGUUGGUCAAGGCGUGAAAAAUAUGUAUAUUUAUACCGUAUAAGCUAUAUCACAAUCGUGUCUUAAAAUUCGAGUGUGUUUCACUUGUAUCAGAGAGCCGAUAUUGUACAAAACGAAUGCAUCUGUACAAACGUCCAAAAGCAAA